AUGACUGAUGAGUAUGACUUAUCUCCUUUAUCAGAUGACAACUCUUCAUUCACACAUUCUCAUUCACAUCUUAACUUACUUCCUUCUGAUCCACAAUCUUCCCAUUUAUUCUCUUCAACCUCUUCCGUGAAGAAGAAUGAAAGAUUCACAAGUCCUUUAAAAACAACAGGAACUUCAUCGAGUUUUCUUCAAAAAACACCUCUUCUUUCAAAACUUCUUUCAAAUUCAACACAUCAUAAUCAGUCAUGUCUUAAUUCUGCACAAGUUCUGUGUGACAACAAAUCAUCUUCACAACUUAACUUUUCAUUAGACGAUGUUAUUCCAAGAAAUGAAAGUGGAUGUAGUGAUCAAAGUAAAACAAGACAAGAAAAAGAACUUGAAGAGGUUGAAAGAAACAUUCAAAGAAGACAAGAAACAGAAGGAAAGAAUGACAACAACAAAGAAGAGGAGAAUACAAUAAAUAAAAUUACAUCCAUUAGUAUUAAAGGAAAUCAAUUAGGAAUAGCAACAAUUGAUAUUGAAGAAGGGAAAAUGGAAAUAUCAAAUGUAUUUAUUAAAAGAAAAGAAUAUUCAAAUAUAGAUAGAUACAUCUAUCAAACAAAUGGAAAUAUUAUUAUUACACAUAAUCAUAUUUCAGAAGAAAUUAUUAAAGAAUUAAAAAGAAAAGAACAGAAAGUUAUAAUUCUAUCAAGUCAAGAUUUUAGUAUUGAAACAUGUCAAAAAUAUAUUCAAAUAAUUCCAAAUCAAAUGAAUAAAAGAAAUAAAGACAAAGAAACAAUGGUUAUUUCACUUUCAACAUAUAUUCCACUUGAAGAGAAUAAUGAAGUAACAAAAGCAAUUGGUGGGUUAUUCAAAUAUUAUUAUCAAUAUAUUAACAAACAAGAAGAAAAAGACAAAGAAAAAUAUUCAAUUAAAGAAAUUAAAAGAAUCGAAUGGGAUAAAAUACUUUAUAUUGAUGAACAUACAUUUAAAUCAUUAAAUAUUUUUAAAAAAGAAGAACAUCCAGAUAUUCAUAGUACAGGAGGAGGAAAAGAAGGAAUAAGUUUAUAUGGAUGUUUAAAUAAAUGUAUGACUAAAGGAGGAAGUAAAUUAUUAAAAGAAUGGAUAUUAAGAAUAGAAAUUGACAAAUACAUUAUUGAAGAAAGACAAAGUUUUCAAAAAGAAAUUGGAAAAGAAGAAUAUAAAGGAAUUAUUGAUAUUCUAAGAAAAUAUCUUAGAAAAACAAAUGAAUUUUUAAAUUUAAGUAAUAAAAUUCAAAUAUUUCAAAUGAAUGAUAAUGAUUGGAUUAAAUUUUAUAAAGUUAUUUAUUCAAUUUAUCAAAUAAUUAAAUUACUUAAUGAAUAUUCUUUUAAACAUAGAAUUAUUAUUCAAAUUGAAAGUAGAUUUCAAUUAAUUAGUACAAUUAAAAAUUAUUUAGAACAAAUUUUUGAUAUUAAUCAUUUAUUACAAAAUGAAUUAUUUAUUAAUUCAGGUUUUAAUGAUAAUUAUGAUAAUUUAAUUCUUCAAUUAAAACAAAUUAAUACUAUUCUUAUUGAUUAUCAUUCAAUUUAUCAUUUAAAAUAUUGUUUCUUUAAUAAUUUGGGUUUUUUAAUUGAAAUACCUUCAUCUUCUACUUCUUUAAAUUCAAAUUGGAAUUUAAUCUUUAAAACUAUUGAUUUUUAUUAUUAUAAAGAUAUUCAUUGUAUUGAACUUGAUCAUUCUAUUGGUGAUAUUAAUCAAAAGAUUCUUGAUUUAAAAACUCUUCUUUUAGAUAAUUUAUCUUCUUCUCUUACUCCUUAUUUAUUUCAUUCUUCUAUUAUUUAUAAUGAUUUGUCCGAAUUGGAUGUUUUACUUGAUUUUGUUGUUUGUAAUAUGUUAUUUAAUUGGAAUUUACCUUCAAUUGUUAAUCCUUCUGAUCCUUUAAUUUUAUCUGAUGCUAGAAACCCAAUUCUUGAAUUAUUCACUUCUUCAGCAAUUCCUAAUUCAACUAAAAUUCUUUCUAUUCCUAUUCAAAUCAUUACUGGUCCUAAUUCAAGUGGUAAAACAGUUUAUUUAAGACAAGUUGGAAUUAAUGUUAUCAUGGCUUUACUUGGUUGUGGUGUUUGUGCUUCUAGUGCUCAAAUCCCUCUGUUUAGUCACAUCUUUACUAAAUUCUCUUCCUCUGACUCUUCUCUUUCUUCUUUAUCAGCUUUUACUAUCGACUGCUCUCUUCUUAGUACUUCUCUCCGUCAUCUUUCAAAUGACUCUUUAUUACUUAUUGAUGAAUUUGGUAAAGGAACACAUCCUUCUGAUGGUUUGGCUUUAUUUAUUGCUACAAUUCUUUAUCUUCAAUCUUUAGGUUCUAAUGCUCCAAAAACAAUCAUUUCUACUCAUUUCAUUUCCAUUUUUCAUUACAUCGACUUGAAUAAAUGCGUUCCUCUUAAAAUGGAUGUUCUUCUUAAUCAUUCUAAUAA
Molecule: messenger RNA, 2432 nt
Organism: Entamoeba nuttalli P19
Lineage: Eukaryota; Evosea; Mastigamoebida; Endamoebidae
Product: MutS domain V domain containing protein
Exons: 1
Biological process (GO): mismatch repair; chiasma assembly
Cellular component (GO): nucleus
Molecular function (GO): ATP binding; ATP-dependent DNA damage sensor activity; mismatched DNA binding
Source: RefSeq, a predicted model, not a curated record